GGAAGAGAAGAAGGUCCUUUUCCCAGCCAUCUUGUGGCUUCACCUAGCGAAGUGUUCGCACCAAGCCUCGUAGAAUCGGAGGAGAAUCCUGCUGAAGGGGCGCCAUCAUGCCCGGACAAAUGCAAGAAGGUUUUGGCUGUGCCAUAGCCAAUCGGUUCGACCAUUUAUUAGACGAUGAGUCGGAUCCGUUCGAACUGAUGAAGCUUGCUGAAGUGAAGAAGAAGAAGGAGGCUGCUGCUCCUGGUGCCGCCAAGACCGCAGCACAGGCUGCCAAACACCCGAAGAAGGAGUCCCAGAAAGACCGAAAGGUCCCGCUAACCGACAAGAAGGAAGAGACACAAGCGCCAGUGCCACUCAAGAAAGAGGGUGCUGGUAUGAGGAGAAUGGGUCGCAAGCCAGAAGGUGAAGGCCCAGGCCCAGGCCCCAGACCCCAGGGCGGCCAGGGAGAAGGCCGCCCCCCUACAGACAGACGACCAGUGGACAGGCGGCCCCCUCGUCGCUUUGAGAGGCCUGCUGGUGAUGCUGCAGAGAAACCUGAGGGUGGUGAAUUCUCAGUGGAAAAGCCAACUGGUGACAGGCCGAUGAGAGGACGUGGUGGCAGCAGCAGCGCCGGCAGAGGAGGCCGUGGAGGCAGAGGACGUGGUAUGGGUCGCGGUGACGGCUUCGAUUCCCGAGGAAAGCGUGAAUUUGACAGACACAGUGGCAGUGACCGAUCUAGUCUGAAGGGUGAGGAGAAGCGUGGUGGAAGUGGAUCUCACAACUGGGGAACCGUCAAGGAUGAGCUUAAUGAGCUUGACCAAUCAAACGUCACUGAAGAAACCCCUGAAGGAGAAGAGCAUCCACCUGCUGACUCUGAGAACAAAAGGGAGAAUGAGGCCGAGGAGGUAAAGGAAGAAGGCCCCAAGGAGAUGACGCUGGAUGAGUGGAAGGCCGUGCAGGACAAGGAGCGAGCUAAGGUUGAAUUUAACAUCCGUAAAGCAAAUGAGGGAGCUGAUUGGAACAAAGGAUUUGUGCUGCACAAGUCCAAAGUAGAGGCCAAGAAAGGAGUUCUGAUUGACCCUGAGGUUGAGGAGCCAAAGCCGGUAGAGGGUGAUGAGCACCACUUCCGUAAACCAGCCAAUGACAUUACGACCCAGCUGGAGAUCAACUUUGGAGAGCUGGGCCGCCCAGGCCGCGGACGUGGAGGACCACGUGGUGGCAGGGGAGGUCGCGGACGUGGUGAAGUCAUCAGGCCGGUCCGCGCACCAAGGACUGACAAGUCAUCUGUGUCUGUGCCCAAUGUGGACGACCCAGAGGCCUUCCCAGCCCUGGCCUAAGCCCCAGCUGCUGUUCCUCAGGCCUACUGGAGCCUCCUGAGCACCUCCACUACGAGGCUUGCAUGUUCCUGGAUCCUUCAGCAAAGUCAAAUGAUGGAGAAGACUGUCAUUAACUAUGACACUCAAUGUGAGGACUGAGUUUUACCCAAUAAAAACAAAACAAAGAUGGAAAAAAAAUUAAGAAAAAAAAAAGAAAA
This is a messenger RNA of Solea solea (common sole), 1513 nucleotides long. It is a transcript of the gene serbp1a, whose product is annotated as SERPINE1 mRNA binding protein 1a. Gene Ontology annotation, molecular function: mRNA 3'-UTR binding. Bases 108 to 1316 code for a protein of 402 amino acids. NCBI's taxonomy places the organism in Eukaryota, Metazoa, Chordata, Actinopteri, Pleuronectiformes, Soleidae. The record is from RefSeq and is a predicted model, not a curated record. Gene Ontology annotation, cellular component: cytoplasm; nucleus. The transcript has 9 exons.